Messenger RNA from Rotaria socialis, 780 nucleotides. NCBI's taxonomy places the organism in Eukaryota, Metazoa, Rotifera, Eurotatoria, Philodinida, Philodinidae. The record is from the annotation of a GenBank genome assembly.
AUGGCUACAUCAGCCAGUGCAACUCCAACUAAAGCAAAGCGUAAAUUGGCGCUAGUGAUGGGAAUCGGCAAAUACCAAAAUAUCGUUGCAUUAUCCAAUCCAGAAAAUGAUGCCGACGAUAUGACAUCUGAACUCAAAAGCAUUGGUUUUACUGUUACGAAGGCAUUACAUUUAACACGUGAUAGCAUGGACAGCGUUCUGGAGGAAUUCAAAAAGUCGAUUCAACAAAGUGAUAUGGUCUUAUUUUAUUUCGCAGGGCAUGGAGUACAAUGGAAAGAACAAAACUAUUUGUUACCAGCAGAUAUUCCAAAUGUGUCUGGGAUUGAUUUGAACGAAAAAGCAAUUAAUGCGCAGCGUUUUCUGGAUGAUUUGAACGAUAGAAAACCAUUUGUAACAAUCUUUCUGUUAGACUGCUGUAGGACGUCUUACCACACUACAUUCCAAAUAGAUGUUCAGAAUGCGAAAACUGAAGAAUCUAAAUUAGCUGGUUUUAAGGAAAUGCAGGGAGCUGGCGCAUUGAUUGCAUUUGCUUGUGCUCCAGGGAUUCCAGCUAUAGAUACAGCAACUGGACAAGUGCAACGAAAUGGUCUAUUUACAAAAUAUUUGUUGCGGCACAUUAAAACUCCAAAUGAAGACAUUCGAAUGAUAUUAUCUGUUGUAAGGAAGGAAGUUCGACAGGACUCAAAAUCAAGACAGAUUCCCUUCGUUAGCGACGGAUUAUUAGAGAAGAAUAUAUAUCUGUGUGAUCAGCCACGGCGACCAACAAAUGUUCACAACUAA